This is a messenger RNA of Pyricularia grisea, 609 nucleotides long. RefSeq lists its product as uncharacterized. Lineage: Eukaryota; Fungi; Ascomycota; Sordariomycetes; Magnaporthales; Pyriculariaceae. The transcript has 2 exons. The coding region runs from base 1 to 609 and encodes 202 amino acids. The record is from RefSeq and is a predicted model, not a curated record.
AUGGCCCGUCAUGGAGCUGACGCCCACGACGUUCAGGUGCGCAUAGAACUCGUCGAGCAUCAUGCUCAUACUGUUGAGAAGGCUGCUCAUGUAGCCGCUGCCACCGGAGCCGGACUCGCCCUCGGCGGACCCGAAAGCGUUGCGUUCCUCAUCCUCGCGCAGCGCGGCCUGGAAGGCGUCAAAGUCGGUCAUCCACUCCUUGGCAAAGGACGCGUCCUGCACGUCUGUCUUGUUGAAGACGAGGAUCAUGGGGAGCUUGGUCUUGUACAGGAUGCUGCAGGCGUAGAGCAUGUUGCUCAUGAAUGUGCUGGUCGAGCGGGCCUCGAUCUGGCCGGGAGUGUCCACCAGGAUGUGCUCGAUGGGCUUGCGCCCGGCAUUCUCUGGCGUGUCUCGGGCUGUGCGCUUCUCCAACAGGUUCAAUAUCUGGUCAACCUUUGUCGCGAACAGGUUCAGAGAUGUGAGGAUGCCGCCGUUGGGUCCCAGGUUGUACUGCUUCAUGACCUCCUUGUAGUUGACCGAGUCGCGGAUGUCGAUGUUGCUGUCGAACGGGACGUUGAGCACGGCCGGGUCGAGGUUGAUGACAUACGGAGGGUCCUUCUUGCCAUGUAG